Molecule: messenger RNA, 837 nt
Organism: Geodia barretti
Lineage: Eukaryota; Metazoa; Porifera; Demospongiae; Tetractinellida; Geodiidae
Source: the annotation of a GenBank genome assembly
AUGAACCUUGGAACGACCACGAUCGAUGUUGUCAGCGAUGGCACAUUUCUGAUGGACGGCGGCUGCUUAUUUGGGCAGAUACCCAAGACCGAGUGGGAACUUCAAAUUAAACCCGACCGGCGGAACCGCAUUCGUUUAGCGCUCAAUUGCAUGUUGAUUCAAACUCCCGAGUUCAACGUCCUGGUUGACACGGGUGUUGGCUCUAAGCGUCAGGACAAGAUGAAGGAGAUGAUUCGUCUGAACGGCAACAAGCUGCUAAAGGGUUUGAAAGCGAAAGGCAUAACUGCCCGCGACAUUGACGCUGUCAUUCUCAGCAACCUGCACUUUGACCAUUCUGGAGGCUGUACUAAAUUGGACCGAUCAGGUACACCUGUGCCCACCUUCCCCAAAGCUAGGUAUCUUGUACAGAAGAGCAGCUGGCAGGAAGCUAAUUCACCUAACGAGCGCUACAGGGAUAUCUUCCAUGAGGACGAUUUCUUGCCACUUGCCGAGCGCGAUAUGCUUGAGUUCAUUGAUGACAAGCACGAAGUACUCCCCGGACUGACGGUUAAGGUGACCAACGGGCCGUCAGAUGGUCAUCAGAUUGUACUGGUGGAACGUGGCAGCGAGAAGAUUGCCUAUGUCAGCGACCUUAUACCUACGCCAUACCACCUUCCCCUGCCCUACAUCCCUGCAAUGCACGAGUAUCCUAAUACUACGCUAGAGCAAAAGCGGGAGUUCAUUGACAUGGCGGUCGAAGGCGGUUGGUUAGUUGUUUUCGGUCAUGCCUACGAGCAGAACGCAGGCUACAUAGUUCAGAAGAACGGCGCCACUCAAUUCUUGCCAGUUGAGGUUUAA